This is a messenger RNA of Ornithodoros turicata, 2184 nucleotides long. RefSeq lists its product as uncharacterized. Lineage: Eukaryota; Metazoa; Arthropoda; Arachnida; Ixodida; Argasidae. The transcript has 3 exons. The record is from RefSeq and is a predicted model, not a curated record. Bases 1 to 2184 code for a protein of 727 amino acids.
AUGAAGCGCCUCACUUUAUCCCGCAAAGGAACUGGCGAGUUUCGGGCCCUUGCGCAAACCUUCGUCGGGUUUCAUGGAACCCUCCCGCCGCAAACUGUCCCUGCUGCUGGCACACCGCUGCCCGCAACUCCGACAGUGGACCCGGCCAUUUCGGCCGCCGCCCCGCCACAGCUGCGACUUCCCCCUUUUUGGCGACAGAACCCUCCGUCGUGGUUCCGGCAAGUGGAGGCACAAUUUGCGCUUCGGCACAUACAGAGCCAACAGUCGAAGUACUUCCACGUCCUUGCAGGCCUUCCUCCGGAAAUUGCGGCCGAGCUGGAUGAUGUCCUCGCCCCAGUUUUCCUUACUGAGGCCUACGACGUUCUUAAGAGCGUCAUUUUAGAUCGCCUGGAAGUUUCCGAACGUGCCCGGUUUCAGCAGCUACUUUCUGAAGAAGACCUUGGUGACCGUAAGCCAUCACAGCUGCUGCACCGAAUGAAGCAGCUGCUCGGAGAUUCCGCCAGUCAGAGCCAGCAGCCGCUCUUGCGGGAAUUAUUUCUUCAGCGUUUGCCGCAGGCAAUGCGCAUGGUUAUGGCAGGAUCCGAAGACCUCCGAAGACGCGUUCCACUCACUCUCUGCAAGUCGCUGAAGACGUCAUCGCCGCUCCACUUCUCGACCUCCACCGGCCCGUCGUCAAUCGGCCACCCCUCCGCCUCCGCCGUCAGAAGAUAUUCGUUCCCGUGCCACCCUUUGUUGGUACCACCACCGCUUCCGACAUCGACCCCAGCGCUGCAUUUCACCCAGUGCCUGGCAGGGAAACUCGCGGGCCGAUCACUGAUGGUGGCAAGCGAUCCCGGCCCAACCCCCAGCCGCCUUUUCGUCGUAUGUGACCGCGUUGCUGGAUACCGCCUCCUGGUUGAUACCGCGCUGAGAUCAGCGUGCUCCCAGCGUCUGCCGCAGAUCGUCGCCGUUCGCACAGCGGCUUUAACCUUCAAGCUGCCAACGCCUAUUCUAGGCGCCGAUUUCUUGGCUGCCUGCAACCUGUCCGUUAACGUCCGCCAUCGACGCCUUCUUGACAACACCACAACGCUUGAAGUGAAGGGCCUGUCUUCUCCGGAAGUCCCAACUGGUAUCCGCGCGCUGCGUCCGGCUUCCCCGUAUGACGCGCUCUUGGACGAGUUUCCGGAUAUCACCAAGCCCUGCAACUUGAAGGCACCGGUCAAGCACGACGUGACCCAUCAUAUUACUACCACCGGCUCUCCAAUCUCCUCCUGCUUCCGCCGCCUCCACGGUGACCGCCUGGCUGUCGCCAAACGCGAGUUUGACCACAUGCUGGACUUAGGCAUCAUUCGUCUUGCGGACUGCACCGUCUUCACGACCCUGGACUUGGUGAAAGCCUAUCACCAGAUUCCGGUGCACCCGCCUGACAUACCUAAAACGGCCGUCAUAACACCCUUUGGACUCUUUGAAUUCGUCAAGAUGCCUUUCGGGUUACGCAAUGCUGCACAGAGCUUCCAACGCUUCAUUAACAACGUCCUGCGAGGCUUGCCUUUCGUCUGCGCCUAUAUUGACGACCUCCUCAUUGCAAGCGCCUCGCAGGAGGAGCAUAUUGUGCAUCUCCGGCAGGUAUUCGCACGUCUUCAAGACCACGGCCUUGUCAUUAACGUUAAGAAGUGCAGUUUCGGGCAGAGCGAAGCGAAGUUUCUGGGACACCAUAUCGAUCAGCACGGCGUUCGUCCUCUCGAAACCAAGGUGGAGGCCAUUCGUGAAUUUCCCCGUCCGCAAUCGUUACGGCAGUUGCGACAGUUCCUUGGACUGCUGAAUUUUCAUCGGAGGUUCAUCCCCGGCUGCGCACACAUUGUCCAACCACUCACGGACCUUCUCCGGGCGCCCAAGUCGGCGACCUCCCUGUUGUCCUGGACGCCGGAAGUGGGGGCCUCAUUUGUCGAAGCGAAAAUCGGCCUUGCCAAUGCAACACUGCUCGUCCAUCCACUUCCUUCGGCACCAACCCGCCUCAUGACUGAUGCCUCUACCACGGAUGCUGGCGCCGUUCUACAGCAGUUCGUUGAUGGCAUGUGGCAGCCGCUUGGUUUUUUUCUCUCGCCGCCUCAAGACCGCCGAGACCCACUACAGCACGUUUGGGUGCGAGCUUCUCGCUGUAUACGCGGCCGUGCGACACUUCCGCUCUCACCUGGAAGGGCGUGA